Molecule: messenger RNA, 3412 nt
Organism: Cataglyphis hispanica
Lineage: Eukaryota; Metazoa; Arthropoda; Insecta; Hymenoptera; Formicidae
Gene: Aasdh
Product: beta-alanine-activating enzyme
Exons: 10
Coding region: 333-3404 (1023 amino acids)
Biological process (GO): amino acid activation for nonribosomal peptide biosynthetic process
Molecular function (GO): protein binding
Source: RefSeq, a predicted model, not a curated record
AUAAAUAAUGUAAAAUUAUUUUGCUGAUUAAUCGAUUAAAUUCCGUAUAAAGUUGCAUAAAGUUAAUUGUAUUAUCAUUCUUGUAUUAUAUGUACAUAUCUGAUACGUAAAUAAAUGUAUUUGUAAAAUAAGGUUGAGAACCCGAGUCUCCUAACCUUUAUACCAAAACAUAAUCAGUAACGAGACUUGAAUAAAUAUUUAAUAUCUAAUUCUAUCUUUAUUUAAAAAAUUAAAUUUACGUGAAUUUCAUUAAUUCGUGUUUAAUUAAAAAACCUUUUAUUAAUUUAUACGAAUAUUAUAUUACUUUUAAUGUUAUAUCUGUGGAUGUGUGUAUGCUUACAUGUGCAAUCAUGAGUCGUACAAUUAAUGAAACGAAAAGAUUAAAAUUGCAAAAUGAUGACAAGCAAGAUCCACAAUCCUUACAUAAUAUAUGUAGUUGGCUUCAUCUAAACAAAACAGCUAUAGAAUAUCAUGAUUUAAAGGAAGUCAAGAUUAUAAGUUACAAUGAAUUGCAAGCGAUGAAAGAAACAGUUUCGAAUUGUUUGAAACCUAUAGACUAUCCUGAAUUUAUUGGUAUUAACUGGGAUAUUUUAGAAUACUGUGUUCCUUCUUUAAUGCUUGGAAUCCUUGAUAGUGGACAUGCUUUUUUCAAUGUACCUGCAGAUCCAUCGACAUCUAAUCAGAUGUUUACCUGUUUACAUGUAAACUAUGUUUUUACAAAAUAUGUGACAUCCAACAGGGAGAUCAUAUGUCAAUUUGAUAUUCAUAGACAACCAAUAUAUUUGACAAAAUUAAUAAAUGUCCAAGGAAAAAACAUUAAUAAAAGAUGGUAUCGUUUUGCAUAUGCAAUUGCCACUUCAGGCUCAACCGGAAUCCCAAAAAUUGUUAAAGUGCUGCAUUCCUGCAUAUUACCUAAUAUUACAGAUUUAAGAAAAAUUCUUUAUAUAACCGACUCUGAUAAAAUUGCACAACUUACAAAUUUUACCUUUGACCCUAGUAUUGUGGAAGUUUUCUUAAGUUUUUCCUGUGCUGCAACUCUGUUUAUGGUUUCAAAACUAUUAAAAAGUGAAGCUAACAGACUCUUAGAGGAAAUAUUCCAUACCCAUGUAACAGUUCUUCAAAUUACUCCAUCACUUCUUUUUAACAUGUGGACUACUGAACAUUUAAAGACAACAAUCUUGGACAAAGAUUCUAAAUUAAGAAUUCUUCUCUUGGGUGGAGAACCAUUUCCUAGUAUGAAAUUAAUAUUAAAAGCUAGUCAUAUACAGAAUAUGACACGAAUAUUUAAUAUCUAUGGUAUAACUGAAAUAUCGUGUUGGUCCAGUAUUAAUGAAAUAACCAAAAACAAUAUAGAUGAAUCUUGUUUAGGUGAACCAUUGUCAGAAACUACAUUUCAAGUUAGAAAUGAAAAUAAUGAAAUGAUAACUAGUGGUGAAGGCACUCUUUAUAUUGGAAGUAUCAAUAGAAUUUGUAUCAUUGAAAAUGAAAUUGAUGAAGAUUUAAAUAAGCCAAUUUUUCGUAAUACGGGCGAUAUAGUUUCAACAAAUGAUCUAGGUAGAAUAUUUUAUAAAGGAAGACAAAAUAAUAUCAUAAAAAGAUUUGGAAAUAAAGUGAAUUUAUGGGAACUCGAGAAAGUCACGACGGAAUUAAAUUUUGUACGACUUUGUGCCACAUUUUGGGACGCAAAAAGUCACAAAUUAUAUCUGUGUAUAUCUACUACAAAACCGAAAGAAGAAUUUCCAAAAUUAAAAGAAGAUAUAAUGUCGCAUCUAAAAAUAUUAUCGGCGAUAUAUAAGCCUGAUAAAAUAAUUAUAAUAGACGAUUUUAAUUUUACCACUAGCGGAAAGAUUUGUCAUGCGUCAUUAAAAAAAGUAUGCCAAGAAUUUGAAACAGAAAUUAUUAUAAACGAUUUGCAUGUUGAUGCAGAGGAAACAUUUAGAAACUUUUGGAACAAUCAUGUACAAUCUAAAGACACUGGUUUUUUAACAUCAGGAGGUACGUCAAUAGCAGCGCUUCAAAUCUCAAGCGCUGCCGCUGAAGCCUUUAAUGCGGAAUUCCCCGGAUUAAUUGGUAUAUUACUUAAGGAUGUUACGUACAAUGAAUGCAUCAAUUAUAUUAGAGAUACUUUAAUUGACCAAAACUGUAGCCAGAAUGUCAAUCGCCGCAUUGACAUUUCUUUUGAUGACAAGUCUUCCCAAAAAAUGUUUAACGCAGAAGAAUCUCUAAGACAAUCAUCGAAUAAUUCUCUAUCAUUGUCAAAUAAAGAAAAUUUUCGUCAGUGGUAUAAAUGUAGAGGAAAAACUUACAGUAAUAUAUUACAAGAAGAAAGUACUGUUCUCUCACAAGAAAGUAUAUCGAAUAUUAAAGUGUUAGCAACAUAUAAUUUGCAAAAGUGCAUCGAUGCCUCGCCAAUUGUUUACCGUUAUUCCAAAACAGAAUUGUACGCAACAGUCGGCUCACAUUUCGGCAUUAUAUGUACUGUUGACUUGCUAGAAACCAAUAAUAAAUCGUACGAGAUAAAAUUACCAGACAGGAUAGAAGCUUCUGUUUUAGUCCUAGCUGAAUUUCGCGGUAUUGUAGGUUGUUAUGAUGGGUACGUGUACUGUGUCCAUUUAAAAACAGGCGAAAUAAUUUGGAAAUUUCAAACGCAAGAUAUGGUGAAAUGCACAGCAAUAACGUGCACACAAGGAAGCAAAAUAUUUAUGGGUUCCUACGAUCACUAUGUAUACUGUCUUUCGAUAAAGGACGGUACUCAAAUAUGGAAAACUGAAGCUAGCAAAGGUGGAAUUUGUGCUACCGGUUGUUUGCAUCGACAAUCGACUUCGGUUCUUUUCGGGACACUGGAUGGUUCGUGUUUGGCUCUACAACAAUCUUCCGGACAGAUUAUGUGGAAACGUAAAUUGCAGAAUCCGAUUUUCGUCGCGCCAGUUGUUCUUCGAACCGGAUAUGUCUUAUUUUGUUCCGUGGCUGGAGAAUUGUAUAGUUUCGAUAUCGAAACCGAUUGUCAGAUGUGGCGAUAUGUGAUAUAUGGCAAUGUGUUUUCGUAUCCCGUGAUAUGGAAUGUCGAGUCUACAAACAACGAAUAUGUUAUUUUGGCUAGCCAUAACAAACAUGUGUAUUGUUUGGAGAUGCCAUUCAAGAUGACUGAAGGAAAUGAACCAAAAUUAAAAUAUACGUUACAAUUGCCUUCGCCUAUUUUUGCGACUCCUUGGUGUGAAAAUGGACGUAUGUUUGUAGCGUGUACAGAUGGUAUUCUUAAAAUAUUCGAUCUUUUGGAAGGAAAAUUGUUGGCAAUCAAGCAACUUCCCGGCGAAACGUUUUCCUCGCCAAUUGUUCACAACGAUCUCGUUGUCUUGGGCUGCCGAGAUAACAAUUUUUACGUUUUGAAAUUGUGUGCGACAUAAUGUAAAAA